AUGGGGGCUAGAUCUCUGGCCCAGACCUGUGUGGUGCCUGUAGCUGCCGCUGGUGGCACUUUAACACCAUCAGCACCUCCUCCUUUGUGUUUUCCUCCCUUGCUCACUUUUAAUUUCUUACUUCAAGGGGCCAUGGGCCCAGAAGAACCACGUUCACCACUGACUCUGGGCCUUGACAAGCACGGGCUCCUCAGCCCGUCCUUGCCCUUCAGGACUGGCACAACAGAGGGUCCCCAGGAAGCCAGGGCUGCCCCGCCACACCUUGCACAACCUGCAGGUGGCUGCCUCCACGGGGCAUUGGGCAAAACUGCUGCAGUGGCCAUGACCACCCCUAUGUGGCUCCUGGGACCAGCACCUCAGUUUACUCACCCUGAAAGUGCACUGGCUAUCGGACCCAAACAGCAGCCUCAAGAUGCAGCGUGUUUAUCUCAAGGGAACGCCCUAAAAUCAUCUUGCAUACUAAACUCUAUCUCAGAAUCUGCUUCCCGGAAAUCCCAACCUGGGACAGUGCUUGACAUUGAUAUGCUAUCACAGCUGCCACAAGGAAAGAAGGCUAAAGGGAAGAAGGUGGUCUUGGACCCUGCUGUCAUGAAGAAGCAAGAGGCCAAAAAAGGUGGUCAGUCCCUUGUUAAAACAAGGGACAGGACAUCCAGCCUCAAAGGGACUUCACUCUGUGAAAUGUCCCCUCUGUAUCUGGUUGCAGUGGCAAAGGCUCUUCCCUUUAAACAUCUGAAAAUUCCUUCUGUCAUUAACCAGUUAACCCAGGGCUUGGCCCACCAAACAGUUAUUCAAUUGUUUAAGUUCAUCCACAGAUUCAGACCAGAGACAAAGCAAGAGAAGAAGCAGAAAAUUUUGGCCUGAAUUGAGAACAAAGUUGCUAGCAAAGGGGAUGACCCCACUAAGAGGCCACCUGUUCUUCAAGUGGGGGUUAAUACUGUCCCCACUUUAAUGGAAAAUAAGAAGUCUCAGCUGAUAGUGAUUUUACAUUCUGUGGACCCCACUGAGCUGGCUGUCUUCCUGUCUGCCCUGUGUCAUAAGGUGGGUGUUCCCCAUUGCGUUAUCAAGAGGAAGGCCACUGGGCAUCUGGUCCACAGGAAAAUCACACAGGUUCACUCAGAAGACAAAGGAGGUCUGUCCAAGCAGAUGGAAGCUAUGAGGACCAAUGACAAUGACAAAUAUGAUGAGAUCCACCAUCUCUGGGGAGGCAUCGUCCUGGGUCCAAAGUCAGUGGCUUGUGUUGCUGAGCUGGAAAAGGCAAAGGCUAAAGAACUGGCACCAAACCGGGCUAAGUGUGCACUGCUGAGUCGUCCGUAUGUAAAGUUCCAUCGCUGGAGCUGCCAAAUCAGUCUUUCCCUGCUGUUGACGGCCUGUGGCACAAUGAACGUCACUACGUGCCCCUUCCCAUUUGUCAGCAAUGGCAGAAACGUCCAUGGUACCUGUGAAGGCCAAGUGAUUGCCAAGUAA
Messenger RNA from Herpailurus yagouaroundi (jaguarundi), 1464 nucleotides. RefSeq lists its product as uncharacterized. Lineage: Eukaryota; Metazoa; Chordata; Mammalia; Carnivora; Felidae. The record is from RefSeq and is a predicted model, not a curated record.